AUGUCUAAAUUAUCAUAUUUGCCAGCCCUUGAAGACGCCAACACGCCUUUGUCCAAGGAACAGCUCACAAUUCUCCGCAACCAACUCUCAAAGGAGCAGCCAAAUAUCUCCAUCCAGUCACAGUUCAAUUACGCAUGGGGCCUCAUCAAAUCGGCGCUGAAGGAUGACAGCAAACAGGGGAUUCGCUUGUUGAGUGAGAUCUACAAGGAGUACCCACAACGCCGCCGCGAGUGUCUAUACUACUUGUCCAUCGGGUGCUACAAGGUUGGCGACUACUCCAACGCCAGACGGUAUGCUGAGGCGCUUUUGGAGAACGAGCCAGAGAAUACACAAGCCCAGCAGUUGAAGAACUUGAUCGAAGAUAAGGUGGCGAAGGAAGGUUUGAUCGGGAUGGCCGUCAUUGGUGGGUUUCUUGCCGUUGGGGGUGCCGCUUUGACUGCAAUUUUGACUUCCAAAAAGUCCAGAAGGUGA
Molecule: messenger RNA, 471 nt
Organism: Babjeviella inositovora NRRL Y-12698
Lineage: Eukaryota; Fungi; Ascomycota; Pichiomycetes; Serinales
Exons: 2
Coding region: 1-471 (156 amino acids)
Biological process (GO): autophagy of mitochondrion; peroxisome fission; mitochondrial fission
Cellular component (GO): peroxisomal membrane; mitochondrial outer membrane
Molecular function (GO): protein binding
Source: RefSeq, a predicted model, not a curated record